AUGCACUCUGUGGGGUUUUACCACGAGCACGAACGAUGGGAUCGUGACAGUCACAUCACUAUCCUCUGGCAAAAUAUUGAUAGAGAAGCGUAUGACCAGUUUGGCAAAGUCGACCUUAGUGAAAGCUCCUAUUAUGGCCAAAUGUAUGACUACUACUCAAUUAUGCAUUACGACAGUUUGGCGUUUUCGAAGAAUGGUUUCGAGACGAUGGUAGCGAAGCGACCGGAAAUGACAGCGACUGAUAUUCUGAAGAUGAAUUUGAUGUACCAGUGUGGGCAGAGGAUUGUCAUGACAAAACGAGUCUGUGCUGGCGUUGGCUGGGCCGCUGCAAGUCGUUCUUUUUCGAGAAGAUCAUGA
Molecule: messenger RNA, 357 nt
Organism: Cooperia oncophora
Lineage: Eukaryota; Metazoa; Nematoda; Chromadorea; Rhabditida; Trichostrongylidae
Source: the annotation of a GenBank genome assembly